AUGAAUUCAGAGCCUGUCGUAAUAGAAGAUGAUGAUAUUGAUAACGGCACUGUAGUCGUCAUUGAUGAUGAUGUAAAAAUAAUUGAACAGAAACCUGUUUCACCUAUCAUAAUAGAUGAUGAUCCACAAGCAGAAUCAAAUGAAGUGAUAUAUAAUAACAAUGCGGGGAGUGAAACUAACAUAUUAUCAAAAACCGAUAGCGAUGCGGAAAGAACAUUUAGAGCCAAUCUUCGCAACAACAACUUAAUGGACAUAAUAAUACAAACAUGCAUGAAUAUGCCAAAUGGUGCUGGCAUGGAACGAGUGAUUAAGAAAACACUUGUACCUUUAUACAGAGACUCAAAUCCUAUCUUAAAACAGUCUAAAACGUUAACUAAACUCUUAAAAAAUAUGCAUAAAAUGUUGCUGAAGGAUCCCGACCACAAGUUCUUGCAUAUAAAGACAUUGUGUGAGGAGCUAAAGUCUGGGAGAAUGAGAAAGAAAGUGCCUUUUGUUACGUUGGCUACUAAUUUGAGAGAUAAUAACAAAUUUUUAGACUCGACAGACACUCAGACUGACAUGUGGCAUAGUGGACCAAGUGAAGAAACAAACACAUUUAAUACUGUAACAGAGGUAGAGGUAGUAGAAUGUGAAGAUGACAUCCAAGAAAAUCCCAAACCACAAAAGAGAAAAUAUAAUACAAAAAGUCGAAAAAGAAAACCCAAAAGGCUAACUGCAAAACGACGUAAAAAGAUAUCUAAUACUGAUAAUACAAAGACUGAUGUUAUAGAAUUAGACAAUUCCGAUAGUGAAAAUGAUAACUUGAAUACAAGUGUAGAGGCAACUGCCUCCGUAGCAAAUGAAGAUUGUGAAAGAACAUGCCCUAAUCCUUCUACUGGAGAAGAUUCAAAUAAAGAAAAUAAUGUAAGCUACCAAGAAAACGAUAGUAAUGAAAAUAAGACAGAAAAAGAACAUAAUGAAAGUGAACUCGAAAAAGAAAGUAAUGGGAACAAAAUGGAAAAAGAAAAUAAUCAAAACAAAUUAGAACAUGAAAACGACAAAUUUGUACAUAAAAUUAACACACUCUUUUACAUUCCCUUUAUUCCAAUAAUUCAGGAGCCACAACUUUCUGUAAAUAGUACUUCAAUACAGAAUUCAAUUCUUACCUUAAAUGCUUUGAUUCAGAAUCCAGUCCCCAAAGACAAAGAAAUAUCUAAAACAGUAGCAGUCAUUGAAUAUAAUGCAUCUCAAACUGAAAACAACCUGCGUUUAGAAGAUGACAUCGAGGUAUUCAUACCACAAACGCAUAUUGAAAAUCAGUGUAAAGCAUUAGAUGAUACUCCUAAUAGUAUUAAUAUUACAGAAACAUGUAGCAAUAACGACACUUUAAUUAAUCAAUAUAAAGGUAGCACAGAAUUUGUAAGGGUUCAAGACAUUGUAAUUCCUAAAAAUCCCAUGGAAAAUGAACUUGUUCAAGACCUUUUGGCUCCUAAAAACCCCAGGGAAAAUGAAACAGAACAGGACCAUUUGUUUCCUAAAAACCCCAGGGAAAAUGGAACAGAACAGGAACAUAUGGUUCCUAAACACCCCACUGAAAAUGGAAUACAUGCGAAGUUAUUAGUUCCCAGAAACCAAACAGAAUUUGUAAGGGUUCAAGACAUUUUAAUUCCUAAAAAUCCCAUGGAAAAUGAACUUGUUCAAGACCUUUUGGCUCCUAAAAACCCCAGGGAAAAUGAAACAGAACAGGACCAUUUGUUUCCUAAAAACCCCAGGGAAAAUGGAACAGAACAGGAACAUAUGGUUCCUAAACAGCCCACUGAAAAUGGAAUACAUGCGAAGUUAUUAGUUCCCAGAAACCAAACAGAAAAAGAAAUAGUUCAGAAUCUUUUGGUUCCUAAAAACCCCAACCAAAAUGGAAUAGAUCAGGACCUUUUGGUUCCAAAAAGCCAUGUAGAAAUGAUUGUCUCAGAUGAUAAGCCGUAUGACCCUAAGACUGUAGCUUUUUAUGAACGUUGUAUUGCGUCAUAUAAGAAAGAGUUAGCAGAGUUAGAAGAACUAGAAGUGACUACUGAUAGUCCAAAAUUUUCACCGUAUGUCCUGUGUGGCAAGCUCAAAGAGAAAAUAGUGGAUACUUACAAAAAAAUAUGUGAAAUCAAAGGCAGUACUGCGGCAAUUGCGAAAAGGUGUGAGAUCAGGUUGAAUGUGGCUGAAGGCCAUCAUCCGGGACCAGCUAAACAACUGGAACGGUUUCUUAACAGUACCAUCGGUGAAGACGGCUUGGUAAAGUUCCCGGACUUUCAAGAUGUGUUACAAUGCGUGUAUACGUCAAACAGGGAAGAAAAUCUAGAUUGGAAUUCUAACCAAAUUUUUAAAGAAGCCUCAGCUUUGUUCGUCCAAUGCGGGCAAGCGCUACGUAAGCGCCGACAGAAGCGAGAGUACCAGGACCUCAUGAGCAUCUUGCGGGACAAGGAAAUAGAGGACGACGACCCGGCUGAGAAAGACCCACUGUUGCUCGCUAAACUUGAAGAAAAUAAACAAAUAGCCAAAUACAAUGAAGAUCAGAUUCUAAACAGAUUUGCAGCAAUGGAAAAUCUAAGGAACCCCGUCCAUGGAGGAAAUAGUACGGUAAUAUUCGAAUCUGAUAAUGAUUCUAGCAUAGACAGCGCACCUGACGACUGUGAAGACGAUAUACUUUCAAAUCAAAAUGAAAGAAACCAAAAUAGCACCGUCACUAGCCAUGCUAAAGAUACACUUGACAUAAAUUGUAAAAGUCCUAGUUUAUUAAAGACUAUUUUAUUAGGAGACGCUAUGGGAUGUUACCAAACAAAUAUUAACAAUAGCGUUAUGAAUGCAUCUUCGUGUGAAAACCGUGCCUUAUUGAAUUAUUCAUCGCAAUCUAGUUCAGUGGACAAUAUCGCCCAAGAUUUAAUAAUCUUGAGAAAGAUCGAAUCUUCAUCACCAGUAUUAGAAAAUGUUGGAAACUCAUCACCUGAUGAUAAACACUUGCCACAGAAAACUAUUGAAAGCUUAGCUAUAAAUGUAACAGAUAACGAAGUAGUCAGUAAAAAUAAUUGUGAAGUAGAUAACAUAGGUCAGGAAAAAAUUUGUACAGAUAAUAUCAAAGAAGAAAAAGAAACUAUAAAAAUUAACUUCAGUGAACCAAUAGAUAGUAUUAGUUUUAUGCCAAAUUGUAAUAAUAAUUGUAGUACUAAUACUGAUUUUAUGGAAUCGAAUAUUAAAAUAGAAACGACUGUAAAACUAGAGCGGUUAGAUAUUGAAGCAAUGUUAAAAGAGCGAGGUGAUAACUUUGAAUGUACUGUAUUUGAUAUUGAAGAUCCUUUCCUAGUCAUAGAAAUAUCUUCCGAUGAAUAUUCAGAUGAAGACGACUUAUAA
Spodoptera littoralis (African cotton leafworm) is the source of this 3372-nucleotide messenger RNA. Lineage: Eukaryota; Metazoa; Arthropoda; Insecta; Lepidoptera; Noctuidae. The record is from the annotation of a GenBank genome assembly.